GACGACGAGGAAGGCGAGGAGGGGGAGGAGGAGGAGGAGGACGACGAUGGCUCGGAGAUGGAGCUGGACGAGGAUUACCCCGACAUGAACGCCUCGCCCCUGGUGCGCUUCGAACGCUUCGACCGCGAGGACGACCUCAUCAUCGAGUUCGACAACAUGUUCUCCAGCGCCACGGAUAUUCCCCCCUCCCCAGGAAACAUCCCGGCCACCCACCCGCUCAUGGUGCGGCACGCAGACCACGGCUCCCUGACCCUCGGCAGCGGCUCCUCCACCACCCGCCUGGCCCAGGGCAUCGGGCGGAGCCAGCGGACGCUGCGCCAGCUGACGGCCAACACCGGCCACACGAUCCACGUGCACUACCCCGGCACGCGGCAGCCCAACCCCCCCCUCAUCCUGCAGAGGUUGCUGGGUCCCUCGGCCGCAGCCGACAUCCUCCAGCUGAGCAGCAGCCUCCCGCUGCAGAGCCGGGGCCGCGCCCGCCUCCUGGUGGGGAACGACGACGUCCACAUCAUCGCCCGCUCCGACGACGAGCUGCUGGACGACUUCUUCCACGACCAGAGCACGGCCACCAGCCAGGCAGGGACCCUCUCCAGCAUCCCCACCGCCCUGACGCGCUGGACCGAGGAGUGCAAGGUGCUGGACGCGGAGAGCAUGCACGACUGCGUCUCAGUGGUGAAGGUUCCCAUCGUUAACCACCUGGAGGCGCUGCGGGACGAGGAGCUGGAGGAGCGCCGGGAGAAGCGCCGCAAGCAGCUGGCCGAGGAGGAGGCCAAAGCCACGGACAAAGCCAAGGAGGAAAAGGACGGGAAGGAGCAGAGCGCCCAGGGGGCGGUGCCCACACCUAACACCGCCACCGAGCAGAGUCUCUCAGAUGCGGCUGGCCGGACUGACGGUUUCCCUGCCGCCCCGCCCGCUGCCGAGGGCCCCUCCGCCGGCCCCAAGCAGACGCUGGUCACCCUGGAAACCCCACAGCCGGCAGCGGCGGGUGGGGAGCUGCCCCCGGAGCUCGCCGGGCAGCCCAGCACCGAGGCCUCGCGCCAGCUGCUGGUGCCGGCCGAGCAAGAGGACUCGGGGCCGGGUAGGCCCGAUGCCGAUGCGGAGGCCACCCAGAUGGAGCUGUCACCUGCCCCCACCAUCACCUCGCUGUCCCCAGAGAGGGCAGAGGACUCGGAUGCCCUGACGGCCGUUAGCAGCCAGCUGGAGGGCUCGCCCAUGGACACCAGCAGCCUGGCCUCCUGCAGCCUGGAGGAGGGCGUUGGGGAGGGCGCCGUGCCCGGCGGAGCGGAGCAGCCUCCUCCCCACGGUGCCCCCGGGGCUGAGCCAGCCCAGCAGCGCCCCGAGGGCCAGGCCGGCGGCGACAGCCUGGCUGAUGCCAGCCAGCAAGGGGAGGACAGCUCACCCCCUGCUUCGUCCUCCGAGAGCUCCUCUACCAGGGACUCGGCCGUGGCCAUCUCCGGAGCCGACUCCCGGGGCAUCCUGGAGGAGCCGCUGCCCUCCACCAGCAGCGAAGAGGAGGACCCGCUAGCAGGGAUAAACCUCCCCGAGGGUGUGGACCCUUCCUUCCUGGCGGCCCUGCCAGACGACAUCCGGCGUGAGGUGCUGCAGAACCAGCUGGGCAUCCGGCCGCCAGCCCGGCCUCCCCCCACCGCUACCAUCCCCACCCCGCCCGUGGUGAGCAACCCCGGGGUGACAGAGGUCAGCCCCGAGUUCCUGGCUGCCCUGCCCCCCGCCAUCCAGGAGGAGGUGCUGGCGCAGCAGCGGGUGGAGCAGCAGCGGCGGGAGCUGGCGCAGGGCAUCAGCUCGGACACGCCCAUGGACCCGGUGACCUUUAUCCAGACGCUGCCCUCGGACCUGCGGCGCUCGGUGCUGGAGGACAUGGAGGACAGCGUGCUGGCCGUCAUGCCCCCCGACAUCGCCGCCGAGGCCCAGGCCCUGCGCCGCGAGCAGGAGGCCCGGCAGCGCCAGCUCAUGCACGAGCGGCUCUUCGGGCACUCCAGCACCUCGGCCCUGUCGGCCAUCCUGCGCAGCCCGGCCUUCACCAGCCGGCUGAGCGGGAACCGCGGGGUCCAGUACACGCGCCUGGCCGUGCAGAGGGGGGGCACCUUCCACAUGGGCGGUAGCAGCAGCCACAGCAGGCCGUCGGGCAGCACGGUGGACAGCCUCCUGCGGCUGCGGGGCCGGCUGCUGCUGGACCACGAGGCGCUGUCCUGCCUGCUGGUGCUGCUCUUCGUGGACGAGCCCAAGCUGAACACGAGCCGGCUGCACCGGGUGCUGCGCAACCUCUGCUACCACGGCCAGACGCGGGGCUGGGUGAUCCGCAGCCUGCUGUCCAUCCUGCAGCGCAGCAGCGAGAGCGAGCCCUGCCUGGAGACGCCCAAGGGGCCGCCGGACGAGCGGGGCAAGCGGGCCGCCAAGGCCGGGGCCCCCGAGGGCCGCCCCCUGGAGCUGCUGCACAAGAUGGAGGCUCGCAGCUCGGGCCAGCUCUCCUGGCUCUCCGUCUCCAUGGACGCCGCCCUGGGCUGCCGCACCAACAUCUUCCAGAUCCAGCGGGCCGGCGGGCGCAAGCACACGGAGAAGCACGCCGCCGGCACCGCCGCCGGCGCCGCCGUCCACAUCCACCCACAGGCCGCCCCCGUGGUGUGUCGCCACGUGCUGGACACCCUCAUCCAGCUGGCCAAGGUGUUCCCCAGCCACUUCACGCAGCAGCGGCCCAAGGAGACGCCCUGCGAGGGGGAGCGGGGCGCCAGGCAGUCGGGCAGUCCGGGCCAGGCCAGCGGCAUCUCCACCGACUUCUGGGACUUGCUGGUCAAACUGGACAACAUGAACGUGAGCCGCAAGGGCAAGAACUCGGUCAAGUCGGUGCCGGUGAGCGCGGGCGCCGAGGGCGAGAGCUCCCCCUACAGCCUGGAGGCCUCGCCGCUGGGCCAGCUCAUGAACAUGCUCUCGCACCCCGUCAUCCGGCGCAGCUCGCUGCUGACCGAGAAGCUGCUGCGCCUGCUCUCGCUCAUCUCCAUCGCCCUGCCCGAGAACAAGGCGCCCGAGGGGCCGGGCGCCGCCGCCACCCCCGCCCCAACCGCGCCCUCUGCCGGGGCCGCCGCCCCCACCCCCGCCCCCACCGUGCCAG
Molecule: messenger RNA, 3124 nt
Organism: Terrapene triunguis (Three-toed box turtle)
Lineage: Eukaryota; Metazoa; Chordata; Testudines; Emydidae
Product: E3 ubiquitin-protein ligase HUWE1-like
Exons: 14
Source: RefSeq, a predicted model, not a curated record